AUGGAAGAAGAAGUGACAGGGAAAUUGAAAACCAGGAGCAGCAGAACAUGGGUCAUGCCUUCCAGGAAGCCAGGUGACAUAAGAUCCUUUGAACGCAUGGAUGAACAAUGUAUGGACAAGGAACCUACACAAGCAAGAUCUCCUGAGCCGGACAUUGUGGAAGCAUUGGAUCAAAUUGGAGCCAGUUUUGGGUUUGGUUUUGCAAAACAAAAAGAUGAUAUUUCAUCUAAUGAUGAGUGGAUUAUAGAAAAUGUUGAAGAAGACCAUGAAAAUGUAGGUUUCAAUGAUGUUCCAAAUUUAAAUGGAGAUGAUAAAUAUUUUGAUGAAGGUCAAGCUCCAGAUGAAGAGCAAGAGGAUGAUAUUCUUUUCAUUCCGUUUUAG
Messenger RNA from Sphenostylis stenocarpa, 381 nucleotides. The record is from the annotation of a GenBank genome assembly. NCBI's taxonomy places the organism in Eukaryota, Viridiplantae, Streptophyta, Magnoliopsida, Fabales, Fabaceae.